Molecule: messenger RNA, 2346 nt
Organism: Didymella exigua CBS 183.55
Lineage: Eukaryota; Fungi; Ascomycota; Dothideomycetes; Pleosporales; Didymellaceae
Exons: 1
Coding region: 1-2346 (781 amino acids)
Biological process (GO): mRNA splicing, via spliceosome
Cellular component (GO): spliceosomal complex; Prp19 complex
Source: RefSeq, a predicted model, not a curated record
AUGGUCGUCACCAAGGUCGGGCAGUGGAGCAACGUCGAGGACGAGGUGCUCAAGGCGGCCAUCUCCAAAUAUGGGCUGAACCAGUGGGCGCGGUGCGCGUCGCUGCUGGCGAAGAAGACGGCCAAGCAGUGCAAGGCGCGCUGGAACGAGUGGCUCGACCCGUCGAUCAAGAAGACGGAAUGGUCGCGCGAGGACGACGAGAAGCUGCUGACCAUGGCCAAGCUGCUGCCGACGCAGUGGCGCACCAUCGCGCCCAUUGUCGGGCGUACGGCGACGCAGUGCCUGGAGCGCUACCAGAAGCUGCUGGACGAGCAGGAGUCGCGCGAGAGCGGCGACCUGGCGCUGGCCGGGCCCGACGGCGGCGAGGCUGCGGCGCCCACGGCCGACGAGGUGCGCCGCCUGCGCCCGGGCGAGGUCGAUGCCUACGCCGAGAGCCGCCCCGCGCGCCCGGAUGCCAUCGACAUGGACGAGGAGGACAAGGAGAUGCUGUCCGAGGCCCGCGCGCGCCUGGCCAACGUCAGCGGCAAGAAGGCGAAGCGCAAGGCCCGCGAGCGCCAGCUGGACGAGUCGCGGCGCCUGGCCCUGCUGCAGAAGCGCCGCGAGCUGAAGGCGGCCGGCAUCAACAUCAAGAUCGCGCCCAAGAAGGGCAACCACAUCGACUACAACGCCGACGUGCCGCUCGAGAAGAACGUCCCGGCCGGCUUCUUCGACACGGUCGCCGAGCUCGACUCCAACGAGCGCCAGCGCGAAUCCUUCGACCCGCGCAGGCAGCAGCUGGCCAACAAGCGCAAGGCCGAUGCGCCGGACGACGGCGGCGACAGCAAGAAGAAGAAGAAAGCCGACCAGCCGGGCGGCCUGGCGGCCUCGUACGCCAAGGCCGCGCACAUGCAGAAGAUCCGCGAGGCCGAGCAGAGCAGCAAGCGCCGCGGGCUCGUGCUGCCCGCGCCGCAGGUCGGCGACGCGGACAUGGAGGCCAUUGUGAAGAUGGGCCUGCGAGGCGAGCGCGCCGCCACCGGCAGCAGCAGCGACAACGCCGCGACCCGGGGCCUUGUCGGCAACUACUCGAGCAUCGCCAGCAGCACGCCCAUCCGCACGCCCAUGGCGCCCAAGGAGGAGGACGCCAUCGCCAACGAGGCCCGCAACGCGCGUCUGCGCACAGAAACACAGUCUGCGCUGCUGGGCGGCGACAAUCCCGACUUUGACGAGGACGACGCCCCCGUGUCGCUGUCCGCGCCGUCCACACGACACCAGAUGGUUACGCCAAACCCGCUGGCGACCCCCUACCGGCAGGGCGAGGCGGGCGCAACACCCAUGCGCCACGGCCCAGGAGCCACACCGAUGCGCACCCCGCGCGAUACCCUGCGGCUGAACGGCGAGGACGGCGCAAUGCAGCUCGCUGGACAGACCCCGCGCGACAUUCGCCUGCGCGAACAGGCCCGGCGCCACGACCUCAAGAGCAGACUCGCCGCGCUUCCCCAGCCCAAGGAAGAGAGCUGGGAGUUUGAGCUCCCCGACGAGACGGCAGCGCCCGCCCCCGUCGAGCUCAGCGAAGAAGACGCCGCCGACCGCGACCGCCGCGCCCGCGAAGCAAGAGACGCCGCCGAACGCGCUGAAUUCGCACGCCAGACACAGGUCGUCCAGCGCUUCCUGCCCCGCCCAUCAGUCGUCGACAUCGACGCUCUCAUGCAGCGCGCCCUCGACCUCUCCGACCCCGUCGAGCGCGAAGUGGACCUUGAAAUGGCCCAGCUCAUCGCGCACGACGUGCACAAGUUCGGCUCCGGCCACGUCACGGGGUCCCUACCGCCGCUGCAGAAACACACCGACGCGGCACUCCGCGCAGCAAAGAUGGAGCUCGCGCUCGAGUACGGCGCCCAGUCCGCCGCGGAAAAGACCAAGUUCGCCGCCGACUUCUCGCACGCCUGGACCAAUCUGCACGGCGCCACCGUCCUGCCCGGCAUCGCGGGCUACGACGACGACGACGACGACGACGAACACCACCUGCUCCGCUCCGCCUUCGACGCCGCCCAGGACGCCAUCAUCAGCGCCGCCUCGGCCGCAAACAGCAUCGAGAAGACGCUCGCCAAGCACCAUGGCGGCUACAUCCAGCGCUCCAAGAUGUUGACGCUGAAGAUCGGCCAGGCGCACGCCGCGCUCGAGACGCAGAGGCGGGAUCUGGACAGCCAGCGGACCAUGUUGUAUGCGGAGCAGACGGCGAUUGGGAGGCGGCUGGAGAGUUUGCGGGCGGAGGUUAGCUUUGUGACGCGCAGAGAGAGGGAGGCGCAGGAGUUGUAUCGGACGCGGAGGGACGAGUUGGCCGGGCUGAGGGAGCUGAACGGCGCGCACUGA